GGGGAGUGCAUGGACACAGAGAAAAACUUCACCUCUCUCGGCCAAGAAAUGGAUGACGUGCUCCCUGGGGUCUAUAAUAUUUCCCCAAACGUGUCCACCAACACCUCGGAAUCCAACCAGUUUGUGCAGCCCACCUGGCAAAUUGUGCUCUGGGCUGCUGCCUACACGAUCAUCGUGGUGACCUCGGUGGUGGGCAACGUGGUGGUGAUGUGGAUCAUCUUGGCCCACAAGAGGAUGAGGACGGUGACCAACUAUUUCCUGGUGAACCUGGCCUUCGCCGAGGCGUCCAUGGCAGCGUUCAACACGGUCGUGAACUUCACCUAUGCGGUGCACAACGAGUGGUACUAUGGCCUGUUCUACUGCAAGUUCCACAACUUCUUUCCCAUCGCGGCCGUUUUCGCCAGCAUCUAUUCCAUGACUGCUGUUGCCUUUGAUAGGUACAUGGCCAUCAUUCAUCCCCUCCAGCCCCGGCUGUCAGCCACAUCCACCAAGGUGGUUAUCUGUGUCAUCUGGGUCUUGGCUCUCCUGUUGGCCUUCCCACAGGGAUACUACUCGACCACGGAUACUCUGCCCGAGAGAGUGGUGUGCUUGAUUCUGUGGCCAGAACAUCCCAACAAGAUUUAUGAGAAAAUGUACCACAUCUGUGUUCCUGUGUUGGUCUAUUUCCUCCCUCUGCUGGUCAUCGGCUAUGCAUACAUUGUUGUAGGAAUCACCCUGUGGGCCAGCGAGAUCCCUGGGGACUCUUCUGACCGAUACCACCAGCAAGUCUCUGCCAAGCGCAAGGUAGUCAAGAUGAUGAUUGUUGUGGUUUGCACUUUUGCCAUCUGCUGGCUGCCCUUUCACAUCUUCUUCAUCCUGCCCUACAUCAAUCCAGACCUCUACUCUAAGAAGUUUAUUCAGCAGAUUUAUUUGGCUAUCAUGUGGCUGGCCAUGAGCUCCACUAUGUACAACCCCAUCAUCUACUGCUGUCUGAAUGACAGGUUCCGGGUUGGAUUCAAGCACGCCUUCCGGUGCUGCCCCUUCAUCAGUGCCAGCAACUAUGAGGGUCUGGAAAUGAAAUCAACCAGGUACCUCCAGACCCAGGGAAGUGUGUAUAAGGUCAGCCGCCUGGAGACCACCGUCUCCACUGUGGUAGGGGCCCAGGAGGAGGAGCUGGAGGAUGGCCCCAAGGCCACACCCUCAACCCUGGACCUCACCUCCAAUGGAUCCUCUCGCAGCGACUCCAAAACCAUGACGGAGAGCUUGAGUUUCUACUCCAACAUGCUCUCCUAGACCACAGAGCUGUCCUUAGGAGCCGCCGCCAGUCCUUGUCUUGCCUCAUUUCAUGCAUGGAUAAUUCCCAUCCUCUGGAAACCACCAAAAACACCUUCACAGCAGGGCUUGUGAAAAGCGCCAGAAUAGUGUAGGGAAAACCUUGAAUCCAGAGUCAGUCAGAACAAAAAUCCCGGACACUUGGAUGUCCUUGCCACUCCCAACCUGUGUGACUCAAGGCAAAUCAGGAAACUUCUCUGAGCCUCUGAAAUGAGAAGGUUGAAGUCGAGUUUUUCUGCAAUGUAUUCUGUGGUUCGAGAAUUAAGUUGGAAUGCAGGUACUCACUUCAAAAUUAAAACCUGCAAUGCGGCAACAGCUCCAAUUGAUCUGUUCGGAAGCCUGUCUUUAAGUAAACUCGUUCAUGGCCCUGCUCAGAUUAUCCUUUAGCUGCUGGUCCAUGUGACAUCACUUUACUUCAGGGCAGAACAGCUGAAAGAACCACUUGAAAUCAGAAUGAAGAUUUGACUCAGUUUUUGAGGCAUACAGGGAAAGAAAAUGUAAUUCUGCAUCCUUAGGCAUUGCAGUAUUUCAGUGUGUUCAGUCAUUGACACUGACUUAGUCAGCAACAGUCUUGUGUUCAUUUGUGUUAAUCCUGGUGGCUAUUUUAAG
Molecule: messenger RNA, 1920 nt
Organism: Suncus etruscus (white-toothed pygmy shrew)
Lineage: Eukaryota; Metazoa; Chordata; Mammalia; Eulipotyphla; Soricidae
Gene: TACR1
Product: tachykinin receptor 1
Exons: 5
Coding region: 10-1272 (420 amino acids)
Biological process (GO): positive regulation of flagellated sperm motility; G protein-coupled receptor signaling pathway
Cellular component (GO): plasma membrane; sperm midpiece
Molecular function (GO): substance P receptor activity
Source: RefSeq, a predicted model, not a curated record